Messenger RNA from Thlaspi arvense, 330 nucleotides. Lineage: Eukaryota; Viridiplantae; Streptophyta; Magnoliopsida; Brassicales; Brassicaceae. The record is from the annotation of a GenBank genome assembly.
AUGGUUCCAUCUGGUAAUGAUGAACUUUUCUUGGUAGAGAGAAUCAUCAUUCGUAAUGGUGUGUUGUGUUUUAGUAAGUUGGCAUGUAGAGUGAGUAAGCUAGAUGAGAAAGCUGGUGAGUGGGUCGUGGUCACCGAUUUGGAAGAGCGUGUGUUCUUUAUUGGACAGCCUGGAAAUAGCUCCUGCUCUGCUAAGGAGCUUCCUGAUGGUUGUGAUACAGGAAACCCUGAAGAUGAUCUCAGCUUUUGGAGAUCAUCAAGAGAGACUUGUGUGACGAUCCUCAACAAAUCUCCAAUGAUGGCUCAUAUGUGGGUUGAUGCUAAGCCGUAA